This is a messenger RNA of Nasonia vitripennis (jewel wasp), 2643 nucleotides long. Its product is annotated as nuclear fragile X mental retardation-interacting protein 1. Gene Ontology annotation, cellular component: nucleus. Gene Ontology annotation, molecular function: RNA binding. The record is from RefSeq and is a predicted model, not a curated record. Lineage: Eukaryota; Metazoa; Arthropoda; Insecta; Hymenoptera; Pteromalidae. The transcript has 6 exons. Gene Ontology annotation, biological process: box C/D snoRNP assembly. The coding region runs from base 579 to 2366 and encodes 595 amino acids.
AAGCCGAACUUCCGGGGAAAAUUAGCAUCAUAAGGUCGGUAGUCGGCUAGUCGCUCUCGGCAGCGCGUCUGUGUCACAGUGUCAGUCGUCAGUGGCAUCGUGCCGCGCGCGCUUUGUGCAUAUAUCUGAGGUUACGAGGUAUACUAUUUUACUUGGGCGUGCAUACAAAUAUUCGCCUGCAGCCAUCAUCAUCCUCGAGGAAUAAAAUAUCCGUCUGUAUUUAAAAGUGCUUCUGACUUCGAGAAGUAACUGAACCUCAACGCAGAUCUUUCCAAAAACCACCGUGCUACUGUGUUUGUAUACACUAUUUUUGCACCGUCUAAAUAGGACGCCAUCGAGUGAAUUAACCUAUAACAUAACCAAUUACGCAGAAACCUGACCGCCGGUGACUGCCUUUAAUAAUUAACCGACGCCGCGAUACUCUCGGCAGCUACCUUCUUCCAUUUAGUUCGCAGCGAUUUAUUGGAAAUAGCGAAUAGCGUUGAGUAGUCGUGGUUAUCGAGGCGAAGCUCUAGACGAGUUUUCGGUGUCGCUGCAAGGUAGAUAUCGAGUGUUAUAGAACGUAACAGUUUGUGAGAAUGAGUCCAUUAAACAGAGGUCCCUUGAUGGGUCCCAGGAUUCCGCCAACAGCCAUGAGGCCACCUAUGCACCGAUAUGGCAGGGCUCCACCACCACCUCCAGGAAUGGCUCGGGGCAUGCUACCACCACCCAUGAACCCAAUGUUCGGACCUCCAAGAGGUAGACCUAUGCCACCAAUGCCACUAAGGCCAGGCCCAAUGAUGGCAAGACCCGGUCCUUUGCCUCCUUGCCCUCCGAUGUUUGGACCGAGGAACAGACAUAUGCCGCCGAUGCCUCCUAUGCCACCAAUGGGACUCAGAGGACCUAUGGGCAUGAGACCUGGACCAAGAGGUAUGCUGCCACCACAUGCACUACCACACAUGAGGCCCAGGUUUCCACCCAAUCACACCAAUGGCAAGGCCAAACCUAACAACACCAAGAAGGCCAACAAACUUGAGGAGCUAGAACUGAAGAAACCGUGGAUGACCGACGAAAUCCGCAGUGAAAUCCAGAAGAAAAACAAGCUUUAUGCUAAAGCUAAGAAGAACAAAGAUGCCAAAGAAUGGGAGGAGUUCAAAGACUUAAGAAACAAAGUCACUCGUAUGAUUAGGGAUGCCAAAAAUGAAUUCCUUGCGAAAAAUCCUGAACAGGCACACCUCUAUGGAAAUGACGAAGAAAUUCCGGAAGUGACGAGCGAAGACGUCGCCGAGUUCUUCGCAAUGGGUUCGGAAGACGAAGAGUCAGCCAGUCCGUAUUGCGAGGUUUGCGAUCGAGAUUUUGAUUCGGAGGAGAAGCUCCAAAGGCAUAUCCAGGAACAUCAGAUCUGCAGGAUCGAUGGUUGCACCUUUACGGCGCAUCCCAAGAUUGUUGAGAAGCACAUUAGCAUGCAACACGUCACGGGUCUCUACGAGCGAAUGAAAAAUGUUAUGAGCGACGAAGAUGUUACGAAAUGGAGGGCCGAGAGAAAGAGACGAUACCCCACAGCUGUUACUAUCAAAAUUCGGGAGGAUGAGCAAAUCGCAAAGAAAAAACGCGGAGAAGUGAUACAAAACGAAAUAGAAAGUCGAAAGAUUCAAAAUACACCUAAAAGGGACAAGCGAAAGCCACGUAAGCGAAAGCGCAAUAAACCAGCGCAAUCACGAAUGCCUGAAAAAACUGUUGAACACGAGCUAUAUAGAGGGUUGUUACCAUUCGCAGGCACAGCAAUGUUAGAUGAAAAUGAACAGUCGGAUGAUUCCUUAGUGCAAGAUGCAAUAGGGGUUGAAGUUGUAGAACCAGAAGAAAAUAGAUGCAAAAUUGUGCUAUCGGACGAGGAUGAAGAGGCUGUCCAGCAAAUUGUGCCAGCAGAUUUUAAGAAGUCGGAAAUAGCUGAAUCACCAAAACCAGUUGUGCCUGCCUCUCUGACGUUGAGUUUAGUUGCCGAUUACGGAAGCGACUCCGAUGAUGAGCCACCAGAAGAAGUGCCUAUUAAGAAAUCGAAAGCGGAUGAUGAAGAAGCUCUAAAGUCACCUGAGCCAAAGCUGGAAUCAACCAAAAUUACCGACAAGAUUGCAACGCCAAUCGAUACAAAAAUAACUCUAUCUACCUCAAAAUAUGACAGAAAAUCAGUAGCCAAAGAGAAAAAUAUUUAUGAAGACGAUAAAAAAUCUAGUACACCUCGUAGUACACCUCGUAGGCAUAAUAAUUCUCAGUAUAGUAAUGGUAAAUUGAGAUUAUUAAAUAGAUUAUUAGCUCGAUCUAUACAACACGAACGCAACGCAAUUUACCAAUGUAUAACUUUUAUAGCUAACAAUAAUUUCUUUGACUGACGAAAAAUUGUUGCGAUUCUAUAGAUGUAAAAAUAUUGUUUACAUGACCCAGUAAGUGCCUAUUAAGUUUUACGAUAAAGUACAAAAUAUUAGAAAAAAGUUGAUUAUCAUGCGUUUAACGUAUAUGUUCAAGAUUUACAUUUUUUAUUUUCAUACGAGAAAAUGUUGACUUAUCUUAACUACUAUUGUAUCAAGUAUGUAAUACGUUGUUUUUUAUUACUAUUUUUAUAAACUUUGUGAUUCAAUAAAAAGUCUAAGAUUAAUUUUCAAAUAGAAA